Messenger RNA from Actinia tenebrosa (Australian red waratah sea anemone), 2656 nucleotides. RefSeq lists its product as uncharacterized. NCBI's taxonomy places the organism in Eukaryota, Metazoa, Cnidaria, Anthozoa, Actiniaria, Actiniidae. The record is from RefSeq and is a predicted model, not a curated record. Gene Ontology annotation, cellular component: nucleus. Gene Ontology annotation, molecular function: metal ion binding.
UCCAAGAUGGCGACCAACAGUGACGCAGAAAAGCUAAGAAAACAAAUCGAAGUUCUCUCGAGUCUCAUAAGCACUCACAGGGAAAUAAAAAAGAAUGAUAGUAGCACGAAUAAACAACAAAGUAGCGUAAAAUAUAACUGGAAAAAGGAAAGCUCCGAAAACAAAAAGGAAAGUGAAAGUUCGUCACGAAAUGAGCUGAGUGACGAAGGACAGUACAAGAACAAUUCCUUCCCUUUAGAUCGCCGAAAAGAUGGAAACAGUGUUGAAUUUAGAGCGAAAACGUCUGCUUCGAACCCUCUUCCACGGACGGGAACAACAAAAACUUACAAAAACAAUAACUCAUAUCAGAAAAGUGAACAAAUUAUUCCUUUGCUAAGACCUUCUGUGUCCCGUGAUACGCAUAUUAGCAAAUCAUUCUUAGUCAGUGUUGAUAAAGAUAAUAAAUGUUCUAAGAUACUCGAUAGAAAUGAUGAUAAAACAAGAGAGGGGAUAGUAUCUGAGAUGUGGCUCCAUGAAACAUCAAAGAAAGGUGUAAAUAGUUUGUCUGCUUCAAGAUCAUUACUGUCUGCAAGAUUGUCAUCAUUAUCAUCUUCUAUUGCUGCAGCAAAAUCGAAAUUGAAUUUGGAAUCCAGUGCUGUCAGCAAUACAGGUUCCGAGAAAUUAACAAAAUUUCCUUCUACCACGUCCUAUUCAUCCUCAAAUGUGUUAAUGAAGUCAUCGUCAUCAUCUUUAAAAACCCAGGAUAAAAUAAAUUGGUCGUCAUCAUCAUCAUCAUUUUCGUGGAGUAAACUACAAACUUCUGUUCCCAGAACUUCAAGUUUAUUCAAUAUGAAUAAACCUUCCACAUCUAGUUCAUCGUCACAUAUUUUAAUGAACUCAUUGCCAUCAUCUUUAAACAACAAGGGGAAAAUAAACCAAUCUUCAUCAUCUUCAUAUUCAUGGAGUAAACUAGGAACUUCUGUUCUCAGAACUUCAAGUUUAUCUAAUAUGAAUAAACCUUCAACAUCUUCCUUAAAGUGGACCAAGCCAAUAAGAACCAAUAAGAAUCGAAGUACACUGGGAAACAAACCUUUACAUGCGACAAGGGUAUCAGUUAAACCCUCUCAUGGUAACACCCUCGUAUGGAGAUCACAGCAGAGCCUAAAGUUGGAUAGAAGAAAAAGAAGAUCAAUCACCUCAGAAAGUAAAGGGUUUAUGAGAAGGAGACAGAAAGCUCUUAAAGAUGUACCUCGGAAAGCAGUUCAUGUUUCAAGAUAUUCCCUUGUAAAUUGCAAGAGAAAGAAUCCAAUCAAGGCAGAGAAAUCCAACAAAGUGGUCAUAAUUGAAGGAGUACAAUACAAAUCUUCAGCCAACAAGCUUCAGAAAGCAAGUCAAGAAAAAACUGGAAGAAAUCCUAAGAAAGCUAAGAGAAGGCCUUCCAUGACUCUGAACAUCAGAGGAGAAAAAUUCUUGAUGAGUGAGUCAGGGAAAACCCUCACAAGAAUUAAUCCAGGGAAAACCCCUAUUAGAAAAGGUCCAGAGAGAGAUACUCCAAGAGAGGCGGCAUCAAUAUCAGAGGGUACUAAGGGUAAACAUGCAAAGAGUAGGUCGUCCUUGAGUAAGGUAUCCAUAGGAGGAGUAACCUUCGUGCAGACCGCACCUGGUGUGUUGGUUAGGAGUAAUGACGCAGUGAAUAAGAAAAUAGCAAGUAGAGUGGUGCGGCGAAGUGUGCAGCAUGCAAUACUGUACAAGUACAAGAAGAAUGUCAAGACAAAGUCUAAGUCAGAGCAGUACUGCAUGUUUUACAACAGAUUUGGAAAAUGUAACAAAGGAGUAAACUGUCCCUACAUUCAUGACCCAACCAAGAUUGCAGUUUGUACCAAGUUUCUGCAGGGUAAAUGUAAAAAGACUGAUGGCACAUGUUCAUUCUCUCACAAAAUAGACAAAGACAAGAUGCCUGUAUGCCAGUUCUUCUUGAAGGGCACCUGUACGAAUGAUGACUGUCCAUACUCUCAUGUUAAUGUCAAUAGCAAGGCAGCCGUGUGUCAAGACUUUAUCAGGGGUUACUGUGUGAAUGGCCAACAGUGCAAAAUGAAACACAUCUUGGACUGUGAAGAGUUCUCGCGCACUGGUAAAUGCUCAAAGGGUAAGAAAUGUAAUCUGAUUCAUCGGGAACGGAAAGCCAAAAAAAGAAGUAGACAAUCCUCAACCAGCAAAGAGCCCAAACCAAAACAAGCAGCUCUAGAACAGCUGACCGAGGAAGAUGGGUUCUUACCUCUAGUACAAAUAGAUGUAUCAACAGAGAAAGAUUCGAGCCACCCAGAUGAUGUCACACACAAACAACCAGCAGAGUCAAUUGCAAUUAAGCCUCGAUUUCUGGUCAACAAGGACAAACCAGGAUAAGUAUAGCAGAAUGAAAACACUUAAUCCAUGUAAUGAAUCUCGAAUGUCACUCAACUGGAACAGUCUUAAUACCAAUACGCAUGACACAUCAAAUAAACAAGAUACCAUGUUGUAAAGUAUAAUUAAAUGAGUACAGACAAGUAAAUGGUCAUAUACAAGCAAACAAGAAAAUGUCUCUUGUGUAUUUGAUGUCUCCUGUGCAUUGACUGUUCUGGUUGAGUGAUGGUGACUAAAAGUCUCUAAUAGUCACAAAAUAAAAACCAUUACUGACUAA